This is a messenger RNA of Penicillium waksmanii, 2313 nucleotides long. RefSeq lists its product as uncharacterized. The coding region runs from base 1 to 2313 and encodes 770 amino acids. The record is from RefSeq and is a predicted model, not a curated record. NCBI's taxonomy places the organism in Eukaryota, Fungi, Ascomycota, Eurotiomycetes, Eurotiales, Aspergillaceae. The transcript is spliced from 3 exons.
AUGAAGUACAACAUCCCCACGCUCAUGGCACUAUACCAGGAUACAGAAGUUACCUGUAACUGGACUGGUCACGUCAAAGAUUGUAAACUACUACGUCCCGGGCAUCCUCAAAAGCCAGCAACCCGAGUGACUCCUCGCAAAAAGCUCGCCUCGAAGACCUCUGCAGGCCCACAUCUUGUUCAAUCAUUGGGACAUACACCCAAGCUGCAUACGCCAAAGCUGCAUACGCCCAAGCUUCAUACUCCUAAGCCGCAUAAUCGAUCGACAGCCAACAAAAGAAAGAUAUCUCCGAAACCGUUGACGACAACUGAUGCAGGCUUUGCUCGCUUUCUCAAAGAACAUUCUUCUCCAAAAAAUCAGCGUGUGACUGCUGGAGGCCGUAUCGUUCCCAUGAUUACCGGAGAAGAUUCGAUCCAAGUGGAGAGGGAUUCUGAAGAAUGGAAACCGCCUCAAGCCAAACAUAGCACAUGUUACCAAAGUUCGCCUACGAGGAUCAUCGACAGCAAUUAUAUUCGAGGCGGUGCGGCCGUGGUAAAAAGUUCAGCCUCUUUCGUACUUGAUCCAGUACAAAAUGACAGCGUCUUCCACCAGAUCCCAAUCACCACAGCUCCGGCCCCGGUCAUUAUCCCAAUGCCUGUUCAAUCAUUUCUGCCCCCUGUCUUUCCUCAGCAGUCAAUGAGUGUCUACCAAGGAGCCAACGCAUCUCAACAAAUGGACGAGAACUACUUUCCACCCUUGGAUGUGAAUUCCGAUCUUAAUUUCCACUCCGCGGGCAUCUUCAGGUCGAAGCUGGAACAAGUACAAAAUAUCGUUAAUGGAGUCGAGGAUGCAAAUUUCAUUGACUUCAAGGCCGAUCUUCGCCUCAUACUCGACCUGGUUGGAAGACCGAUGGACUCUCUUCAGGUUGAAUAUCUGAUCUACCUUCAUGAGCAAUUGGAAAUGGCCUUGGGUGCUGCGAGCAGACACCUUCAAUCGGUGGAUGCCGAGAUUGCAAUGUGUUCGGCAAGCAGUCCAUCACACGUGGGGCUGCGAAUCAAAUGGAAGCGGAUCAGAGCAGAGGUGUUUGACAGACUGGAGGAGAUCAAGUUGGGCCUGGGUGAGGCCCUUGAUCAAUUCAACGGAAUUCAGAGCAUCACGAGUUCCAUAAUCCAGACCUUGUGCCCAGGGGAUAUCAGACUCGAGCCACUGUCGAUAUCUUCGGCUCCAGAUACACCCUAUCAAUCCAUGCCCCAGAUCGAGGAAUUCCAGGCCGAUAAUACACUGCAGGGAUGCAUCAUCAAUCAAGACUGCGAACCGAUGAAAAGGGAUCCUUCUAAUUCCCCCGACUUUGAGUCUGCUUUCGAUCCCCAGUUACCUGAGCCUAGUGAGGCUAUCGAGCAUCCUGGGCCUCAACGGGCUGGCCGCUUUGAUGAUGUGGGAUCUGAUCUGUACGGCGAUGGAGAUACCAAUAGAAGCGAUGCAAGCUCGGGGGUUUUGGAUGCUGGAGAUGAGCAAAACAUUGAGUCUAGCAGUGACAGCAACGAUCCUGCCCACAAUGCGAGCAAUUCGUCCGUCAUUCUCCAGGAUUCAGCCGGUGAAGAUGACUCUGUCUCCCUCACCGGGCCGGCCUGCUCUCAGGUUUCACAGAAUGGUGCCGGGGUGGCAGACGCUCUUCAUGAGUCCCGUCCCUCUGGGCAAACCGACGGCGUUGCGGAGAUCCGUAUACCUCGCUAUCUCCCACGAAACCUGCGACGUCGUGAUAGUCACACCCUUCCGCGCAAUUUCCCCCGUCGAUUCAGUAGUACCAGCCCCUUUGCAGCCGAACAACGCCCAAGUUCACGAUACUUCCCCUGGAAUUGGCGGACAACUAUGGGCUCCGGAUCAGGAUCUGAUUCAGUCUCCAGUAUCGACCACGAGUAUGACGAGGGCUCGCAACAUGAAGAUUGCGUGAGUGAUAUGAAGCCGAUCAUCCGCAGAAGAUACGGAUAUUCGGAAGAUGGGCCCGCUGCUUUGACCAACCAGCCAGGAGGGUUUGAUCUGUCCAGUGAUUACGGAUCAAAUCAAAGUAAUCCACCCACACAAGAUGACGACUACGAUGCCGAUAUUGACCUAACACAAGACUCGCCCCGUCAAGCCGUCCGUGCAGCUCACCAAAACGAACAAACUAAAGCCAUCCGCGCCGAGCUUCGCGCGAUGCAGGGGAUUGGUCAACAUAGACUGCCUAUUGGGCGCCCCACGAUCGAAACAUUUGCGACCACCGCCGUCGGACUGCCCGGACGUUUCCAAUAUGGGCCUGGUUGGAUGGCUUUGGCUCUCAAGAAGCUCUUCCCAUAA